This is a messenger RNA of Besnoitia besnoiti, 1719 nucleotides long. RefSeq lists its product as uncharacterized. Gene Ontology annotation, molecular function: RNA binding; methyltransferase activity. Gene Ontology annotation, biological process: methylation. The transcript has 6 exons. The coding region runs from base 1 to 1719 and encodes 572 amino acids. The record is from RefSeq and is a predicted model, not a curated record. NCBI's taxonomy places the organism in Eukaryota, Apicomplexa, Conoidasida, Eucoccidiorida, Sarcocystidae.
AUGUGCACCGUCCGAGGAACCACAGCGCCCCUCCGGCAUCUGAACCGCAUUCGAGUGACUUUCUUGGUCUUUGUUUCUGCCGCAGCCUUGUUCUGUUGCUUCGGGACGGGCGCUGUCGCCGCUGCAUCUCCGGUCGGGUCUCGCUACGCGCUCCCCCUGUGUGCCGCCUGCCUGUCACGCCCUAUUUCGGCGUUGGCCUCUCGCUUUAGAGGUUCCUCCUUCCCUCCUUUUUCUUCACUGCGUGAGGCACGCUCUCUGAGAGUGCCAGCCAGGCCGUCGGGGUCACAUACACCCGCGCUUAUACCGUCCUUUCUGCUGUCGCGCCCGUCGCUCCACCCGCCGCGUGACACCGAGCACUUUGCUAGCCGCCGAAACUCCAGUCAGUCCACACAGCCACCGUUCGCUGGUUUUAGGCCGCUUCGGGUCGGCAGCGGCCACGUGAGACACCGGCGCUUUCGGGCGUGUCCUGAAGGCGGUGAGCCGAAACCCGAGGCCCGGCCGCGGAAAAUCCGCGCGGACGAUCUCCUCGUCCAGCGGGGCAUCGCAGAGACGCGGAGUCAAGCUGCGUCGCUCAUUCUGCUUGGCCGCGUCGCUGUUUUCGUGGCGAAAAAGAAGCCAAAGACCCCAGCGCACGGAACCGGUGACGCGCUGCCCAGCGGGACCGAGGAUCCUCUGGGCGCGCCCGGCGAAAGGGGAGAAGACACAGACGCACACGAGAACCAAGAAAGUCAGCCUCUUCCUGGUCUGCAAGAGCAAGAUUCAGUCAGGGCCUCGAUCCGCCUACUACGGCAGCCCGCGAGCCCGCAGUCCCCGUUUGUGUCGCACCACGAGCUCCUGCAAGCUUGGCAUCGCGUGAUCUCCAGCGGGACCUUCCGCGUCCUCACGAAGGCGGGCGAGGCGCUACGCGCAGUUGACGGCCAGUGGCCUUCCCUCCUCUUGCACCCCGAGCCGCGGUUCGUGAACCGCGCUGGAGAGAAGCUCGAGGCCUUCCUCGCCAGCUGCUCCACCUCCCCCUCGCCUGCUGAGGCGGCCUCUUCUCUGUCUUCUGCCGCGACGCCUGGCGCUCCGUAUUUCAAGGGCCUCUCUGCUUCCUGCGCCGCUUCGGCGCCGCUGUCUUCCGCAGCCGAAGGCGCGGAGCUUUUCUCUCUGAGAGGCAAAACCGUCCUCGACGUCGGGUCCUCGACUGGCGGCUUCACAGACUGCUGCCUGCAGCGAGGCGCUCAGCAAGUCGUUUGCGUCGACGUGGGUAGAGGCGAACUACAUGCGAGUCUUCGCUCGGAUUCGCGAGUGGUUGUUCGAGAAGGCGUAAACGCGCGCUACCUCACGGCAGAAGACGUGGGCCGCAAGGAGUUCGAUUUUGUGGUCGUUGACCUCUCGUUUAUCUCCCUGAAGAAAGUCGUCGAACGCGUCUGGAGUUUUGUAAAACCCGAGGGAAUUCUCAUUCUUCUGGUGAAACCUCAAUUCGAGGUCACGCCGGCUGAGGCUUCGCGCUUCAGAGGCGUUAUUCGAGAUCCCGGCCUUCGCGCGCGCGUCGUCGAAGAGAUCCGCGCCUUCUGCGUUGCCUCGCUGCGCGGCUGCGAAGAGCUGGUGUCUCGCCCGUCUGCCGUCCGGGGGAAGCGCGGGAACAUCGAGCAGUUCCUCGCCCUCCGGAGGCGGUUGCAGGGCCAGAGCCCAUUAGAAAGAACUCGACUUCUCCCGCCAGCUGAGACGGCGCACUGA